GUUGAUCGAGAAAGUAUGGAGAACGACGAUCUAUGGACCACGUCGGUGCAGGUUCAUAUGGUGAUGUCUGGAAAUGCAAUUAUACUAAUGCAAAUGGUAUUUCUACCCUCGUUGCGGUCAAGGCUUUCAAACUUCCAGAACAUUAUGAUUUAGAGAAACUCAACAGGAAAAUCAGCCGGGAAAUCGGCAUAUUGAAGAUUCUACACCAUAACAACAUUGUACCCUUGUUGGGUAUAGCGACAGGAUUUGGAUCCAGGCCAGAAUUGCGCUGCUUAGUUUCUCCGUGGAUGCCAAAUGGCACAUUGAAUGCAUACCUAAUAUCUAAGCACAACGAUCUAACAGUCUUGGACCGUUCGCGUAUGAUGGAGGAUGUCAGCGCUGGACUUCGUUACCUGCACUCGCAUUCUGUCGUGCACGGGGAUAUAACAGGGGCAAAUAUACUGAUCGACGAGGGAGGUCAUGCGAGGUUAAUCGAUUUUGGUCUUUCCACCAUUACACAACCCCUUCUUGGCCAGUCGCAUUUGGCUGUGACAUCUAUACAUCAUGGAGCAAUCCCCUAUGCUGCGCCAGAACUCAUUCUACUAGAAACUACAUGUGACCCAGGGUUGGAGGAAAAAAUCGAUAUCUACUCCUUUGGUUGUGUAAUGCUUCAAAUUCUCUCGGGUCGGCCCCCUUGGUCUGAGAUUAAAGCUGCAAAGCCGGUGGCACGCAUUAUUACCCUGAUGUCCCGAGGUUGUAGACCGCAGCGUCCAGAUGGUCAUCCUGAAAUAAUGGAGUCUGAUUGGAACUUCAUCCAGAAAUGUUUGCAAUCCGAACCUGAACUUCGACCUUCAGCAGAUAAAGUACUUGAUUUUGUCAUGCAUAGGUUUUCCUCUCCUGGUAAAUCCUCAUGGUCCGUGGUGUUUUCCAGCCAUCGACUGACACGAGCUUCAAGACUCUUGUAGUAAACCGCCUGACGAUCAUCCCGAUAAUGCGCCGGAUG
Molecule: messenger RNA, 982 nt
Organism: Suillus discolor
Lineage: Eukaryota; Fungi; Basidiomycota; Agaricomycetes; Boletales; Suillaceae
Product: kinase-like domain-containing protein
Exons: 8
Coding region: 33-944 (303 amino acids)
Biological process (GO): protein phosphorylation
Molecular function (GO): protein kinase activity; ATP binding
Source: RefSeq, a predicted model, not a curated record